Erigeron canadensis is the source of this 360-nucleotide messenger RNA. RefSeq lists its product as uncharacterized. Bases 1 to 360 code for a protein of 119 amino acids. The record is from RefSeq and is a predicted model, not a curated record. The transcript has a single exon. NCBI's taxonomy places the organism in Eukaryota, Viridiplantae, Streptophyta, Magnoliopsida, Asterales, Asteraceae.
AUGGAUGAAGUGGAGAGCAGUUACUGGAUUAUGUGCGACAAGAAGAUCCUGCUAAAACUGAAAGGCAAGUUCUACAGAGUAGCUAUUAGACCGGCUAUGUUAUAUGGGUCAGAAUGUUGGCCGAUGAUGAAAGCCCAAGCGUCCUGGGUGGAGGUGGCUGAGAUGAGGAUGCUAAGGUGGACUUGCGAGAAGACCCUAGCAGACAAGAUCCCCACGGGAGUUUUUAGAGACGAACUAGAAGUAGGGUUCAUCAUAAACAAGCUAAGGAAAGGACGCUUGAGAUGGUUUGGCCAUGUUAGGAGAAGAGACCAAACAACACCACUAAGGAGAGCGGAAUCUAUUGAAGUUGACGGCAUAUGA